Messenger RNA from Drosophila obscura, 1112 nucleotides. RefSeq lists its product as uncharacterized. The coding region runs from base 103 to 897 and encodes 264 amino acids. The transcript has a single exon. Gene Ontology annotation, cellular component: septate junction; membrane. The record is from RefSeq and is a predicted model, not a curated record. NCBI's taxonomy places the organism in Eukaryota, Metazoa, Arthropoda, Insecta, Diptera, Drosophilidae. Gene Ontology annotation, biological process: septate junction assembly; regulation of tube size, open tracheal system.
CUACAGGGCGUGUGAUGUGUUUGUGACGCAAAGUUUUUUUGUUGGGUGUUUUUCGUUGUUUGUUUAAACUAAGUCAAACAACAAAUAUCCGUGAUAAAAAAAAUGGGGGCGUCGAACCGCAGUACGCAAGUGGCGCUUUCCAUUUCCGCGAUUUCAUUUCUGCUAUUUAUCAUAGCGUUUUCAACACCCUAUUGGUUGGUUACAGAUGGGCGUUUAGAAAACCCACGCUUUACCAACCUGGGACUUUGGGAAGUUUGCUUCAACGAUUUUCAGGAUAUUCACCGUUUCUACGACAACCCUUUCAACGGAUGCAUGUGGGUCUUUGAAGAGGAAUAUUACAUCAUACAUGAUUUUCUACUACCGGGUUUCUAUAUAGCGGUGCAGCUAUUUGCAACGCUAUGCUUCGUCAUGUGUCUUAUUGGCCUGCCUCUUACACUGGCGUUCUUGCGGACUUCUCGCGACGAUGAUCGAUACGUUGUGUUGCUACUGACCAUUGGAACUUGCCAAGUGUUGGGCUCGAUAUUCGGAUUCAUUGCCGUGGUCAUUUUUGGUGCCAAAGGAGACUCUCGUGACUGGAUGCCUGGGUGGCAGAACAACGACAUGGGCUGGUCUUUUGCGUUGGGCGUGGUUGGAGCUGUGUUGUUGUUACCUGGAGGAAUACUUUACAUGAUUGAAGCACGUCGCGAGCGCUACAAGCGCCUCAACGAAAUAAGUAAUCGAGAAGUUAGCGAAUACGGAGAUGACUACUAUCAGCACCAGGCAAACGUCGCGACGACACCCACUGCUCCAUCACCGUCUCAAUCUUACUUUGCACCGGAGCCAAGCCGUCCACGUCGUCCUCAGCCAGGACGUACCCCAAACACCCCGCCACCCGGAGGAAUCCAAACAGAUAUAUAACUGUUAAAAUCAACUCAACUUAUCUAAACAUACCUAUCAAUUUUUAGUAAUGUGUCACGAUUAAUAUUUUAGCUCGAUUCAUUCCAGCAAUUAAAUUGUCGCUAGAUGUAAUCAUACAUAAUUGAAACAUAUCCAUUAUCCGUCCAUUAAUGCUUAUUGCAAUUUUACUACCACUAUUUUAAAAAAACUUGAAAUAAAUUAUACAAACAUUUUAA